Motacilla alba alba is the source of this 5905-nucleotide messenger RNA. It is a transcript of the gene KDM5B, whose product is annotated as lysine demethylase 5B. NCBI's taxonomy places the organism in Eukaryota, Metazoa, Chordata, Aves, Passeriformes, Motacillidae. The transcript is spliced from 28 exons. The record is from RefSeq and is a predicted model, not a curated record. Gene Ontology annotation, biological process: chromatin remodeling. Gene Ontology annotation, molecular function: DNA binding; histone demethylase activity. The coding region runs from base 540 to 5159 and encodes 1539 amino acids. Gene Ontology annotation, cellular component: nucleus.
CACAGCGCCGGCGGCCCCGCGCGGGGGGGCGGGCCGGGCCGGCCGGGGCGCGGGGGGCACGGCGGGCGGGGAGCGCGGCCCGGGGCCUCCCCGAACCAGCGGUGCUGGGGGGAGCGGCCGCAGCGCGCCCGGGGCGAGGGGCCGCGCACAAAGGCGGCGGGGGCGGGGGGCGCGAGGCUGCGGCCCGGCGGGGCGGGGGGCACCGGGAGGGAGCCCCAGCGGCCGCGGUGAGCGGCGCUCUCUGGGCCUCGUUCUCCGCCGGGGCCCGGCUAGCGGACGAGGGCUCGGCGCCGCGCGGGCCAGGCCGCGCUCCAGUGGAGCCGCCGCUGCCUCUUUCCCCCGCCCCCAACGGGUCCUCCCCGGUCCGGCCCCGGGCCCCCGCACAAAGGCGCGGGCGGGGCGGGGCAGCCGCGCCCCCUCCCCUGCCCGGGCCGGGCGGACUCUUUUCCCAGCCCCGGCCCCCCCGCGGACGCGCACGGAGCGCGGCGGCUCCGGAGAUUGUUCGGAGCGCGGAGCGGAGCGGCCGCCCCGGCCGGGCCAUGGCCGAGUUCCUGCCCCCGCCCGAGUGCCCCGUCUUCGAGCCCAGCUGGGAGGAGUUCGCCGACCCCUUCGCCUUCAUCCACAAGAUCCGGCCCAUCGCCGAGCAGACCGGCAUCUGCAAGGUGCGGCCGCCGCCGGACUGGCAGCCUCCAUUUGCGUGCGAUGUCGACAAGCUUCACUUCACACCGAGGAUCCAGAGGCUCAAUGAACUGGAGGCCCAAACUCGUGUAAAGCUGAAUUUUCUGGACCAGAUUGCAAAGUUUUGGGAGCUUCAAGGAUGCACGCUGAAAAUUCCACAUGUGGAGAGGAAGAUCUUGGAUUUAUUUCAGCUUAACAGACUAGUUGCAGAACAAGGAGGAUUUGAUGUCGUUUGCAAGGAGAGAAAAUGGACCAAGAUAGCCACGAGGAUGGGCUUUGCUCCUGGCAAAGCCGUGGGCUCGCACAUCCGCGCGCAUUACGAGCGAAUUCUCUACCCCUACAACUUGUUCCAGUCGGGGGCGAGUCUCUUGUGCUUGCAGAAGCCAGAUCUGAGCAGUGACACAAAGGACAAGGAGUACAAGCCCCACGACAUCCCGCAGCGGCAGUCGGUGCCGCCGUCGGAGAGCUGCCCGCCCGCGCGCCGCGCCAAGCGCCUGACGCCCGAGGCAACCAAUGUUAAAAGUGAGACUGACCCUCCAGAAGCCAGAACUCACAAUCUGAGACGCAGAAUGGGCUGUGCCCCUCCAAAGAGUGAAGGUGACAAGGAAAUGCGCAGUGUGGUAAAACUCCCUGAGAAGAAAGAACUUUCUGGGGAGCCAGAAAAGGACAAAUCCAAAGUGAGAUCUAAAAAACCCACCAAUGCUGUGGAUCUGUAUGUGUGUCUCCUGUGUGGCAGUGGGAAUGAUGAGGACCGGCUCCUGCUGUGUGAUGGCUGUGAUGACAGUUACCACACCUUCUGUUUAAUUCCACCCCUCCAUGAUGUUCCCAAAGGGGACUGGAGGUGUCCCCAGUGUCUGGCUCAGGAGUGUAAUAAGCCUCAAGAAGCCUUUGGGUUUGAACAAGCAGCACGAGACUACACCCUGCGCACGUUCGGGGAAAUGGCUGAUGCCUUCAAGUCAGACUAUUUUAACAUGCCAGUACACAUGGUCCCCACUGAGCUGGUUGAAAAAGAAUUUUGGAGACUUGUCAGUACCAUUGAAGAGGAUGUGACAGUGGAAUACGGAGCUGACAUUGCUUCGAAGGAGUUUGGCAGUGGCUUCCCUGUUAGAGGUGGGAAGUUUAAAGUUAGACCAGAAGAAGAGGAAUACCUUGAUAGUGGCUGGAAUUUAAACAACAUGCCUGUGAUGGAGCAGUCUGUGCUUGCUCACAUCACUGCGGAUAUCUGUGGGAUGAAACUGCCCUGGCUGUACGUAGGAAUGUGCUUUUCCUCAUUUUGUUGGCAUAUAGAAGACCACUGGAGCUAUUCCAUUAACUAUCUGCAUUGGGGGGAGCCUAAAACGUGGUAUGGAGCCCCAGGGUACGCAGCUGAGCAGCUGGAGGAUGUAAUGAAGAAACUUGCUCCAGAGCUAUUUGAGUCCCAGCCAGAUCUCUUGCACCAACUUGUCACCAUAAUGAACCCGAACACUUUGAUGGCCCACGGGGUGCCUGUGUACAGAACCAACCAGUGUGCAGGGGAGUUCGUUAUCACCUUUCCCAGAGCUUACCACAGUGGCUUCAACCAGGGCUUCAACUUUGCUGAAGCUGUGAACUUCUGCACCGUGGACUGGCUGCCCCUGGGCCGGCAGUGCGUGGAGCAUUACCGGCUGCUCAACCGCUACUGCGUCUUCUCCCACGACGAGAUGAUCUGUAAAAUGGCUUCCAAAGCAGAUGUCCUGGACGUUGUGGUGGCGUCUACAGUCCAGAAAGACAUGGCUAUUAUGAUUGAAGAGGAGAAGAGGUUGCGUGAGAAGGUUGAUAAACUGGGAGUCACUGACUCGGAGAGGGUGACGUUUGAGCUGUUCCCUGAUGAUGAGCGACAGUGCCUGAAGUGUAAAACCACCUGCUUCAUGUCAGCAGUUUAUUGUCCCUGCAAACCUGGGUUGUUGGUGUGCUUGUAUCACGUUGAGGACCUGUGCUCCUGUCCCACCUACAAGUACAAACUGGGGUACCGCUACACCCUGGAGGAGCUGUACCCGAUGAUGAACGCGCUCAAGAUGCGCGCCGAGUCCUACAAUGAGUGGGCUUCCAACGUCAACGAGGCCCUGGAGGCAAAGAUCAACAACAAAAAAAGUCUCAUCAGUUUCAAGGCUUUGAUAGAAGAAUCAGAAUUGAAAAAGUUCCCAGACAAUGACCUGCUGCGACACCUCCGGCUGGUGACGCAGGACGCAGACAAAUGUGCCUCGGUAGCCCAGCAGCUGUUGAAUGGCAAGAGACAGACCAGGUACCGCUCCGGGGGAGGGAAGUGUCAGAACCAGCUGACGGUCAACGAGCUGCGGCUCUUCGUGAGGCAGCUCUACGCCCUGCCCUGUGUCCUCAGCCAGACACCACUGCUGAAGGAUCUCCUUGACCGUGUGGAAGCUUUCCAACAGCAAAGCCAGAAGCUCCUUUCUGAAGAGAUGCCCAGUGCUGCAGAGCUGCAGGAGCUGCUGGACGUCAGCUUUGACUUCGACGUGGACCUGCCGCAGCUGCCGGAGCUGCGGACGCGGCUGGAGCAGGCGCGCUGGCUGGAGGACGUGCAGCUGGCCUGCUCGGAGCACAGCUCCCUCACCCUGGAUGACAUGAGGCGCCUCAUAGACUCCGGCGUGGGGCUCGCGCCAUACCCAGCAGUUGAGAAGGCGAUGGCCAAGCUGCAGGAGCUCCUCACCGUGUCCGAGCACUGGGAUGACAAAGCCAGGAACCUGAUAAAGGCCAGUUUCAUGCUUGAGGACCCACGUUCAGAUCAAGCUCAGACAGGUACCACCAGCAGGCCCCGGCAGUCCCUGAGCAGCCUGGCAGCAGCAGUGAAGGAGUUGGAGGAGAUCCCAGCCUACCUCCCGAAUGGAGCAGCACUGAAGGAUGCAGUGCAGAAGGCCAAGGACUGGCUGCAGGAGGUGGAGGCUCUGCAGGCUGGGGGCCGUGUGCCUGUGCUGGACACGCUGGUGGAGCUCGUCACGAGGGGUCGGUCCAUCCCCGUGCACCUGGACUACCUGCCCAGGCUGGAGGCCCUGGUGGCCGAAGUGCAGGCGUGGAAGGAGUGUGCAGCAAACACGUUCCUGUGUGAGAACUCUCCAUAUUCCCUUCUGGAGGUGUUGUGUCCCUGGUGUGACAUCGGGAUGUUCAGUCUGAAGAGGAAGCAGAAGAAGCUGAAGGAGCCAGUACCAAGUGGCAAGAAGAAAAGCACGAAGCUGGAGACGCUGAGCGACCUGGAGCGGGCACUCUCUGAAAGCAAGGACACUGCAUCUGCAAUGGCCACGCUGGGAGAGGCGCGGCUGAGGGAGAUGGAGGCGCUGCGUGCCCUGAGAGCGGCCAACGAGGUGAAGGUGCUGUCCAGCGAGGAGGACGCCGAGCUCAAGGUGUGUCUGUGCCAGAAGGAGCCGGCUGCUCCCAUGAUCCAGUGUGAGCUCUGCAGGGGCUUCUUCCACACGGGCUGCGUGCCGGUGCCCGGCGCCGCGCCGGGGCCGCGCGUGUGGCUGUGCCCGCAGUGCCGCCGCUCCGAGAAGCCGCCUCUGGAGAAGAUCCUGCCGCUGCUGGCGUCCCUGCAGCGCAUCCGCGUCCGGCUGCCCGAGGGGGACGCCCUGCGCUACAUGAUCGAGAGAACUGUGAACUGGCAGCACAGAGCACAACAAAUGUUGUAUUCAGGGAAUCUAAAACGCAUCCAGGACAAAGUUGGCUCAGGAUUACUGUACAGCAGGUGGCAAGCCUCGGCGGGCCAGCUGCCGGAGACAAACAAGGUGUCACAGACAAUUGGGGCAAUGCCAUUCUCCAUGCCUCAUGACUGGGAUAACAGAACCAUGUAUUUGCAUUCUCCAUUCUCUACAGGACAGCACUGCAUCCCACUUCAUGUGGUCAGCACCGAGCUGGAUGAGCUGAUGAUGGAAGCCCAGCUGCUGCAGGUUUCUCUGCCCGAGAUCCAGGAGCUGUACCAGGCCCUGUUCACAAAGCAGAGCCCGGCCCUGCAGCCAGAGCAGAGGUCACCCAGCACAGCCACGAGUGACAAGAACGAGUGUUGCCGAGGGAAGAAGGAUGGGAUUAGUUACAUGGAGAGAAAACUGAAGCGGCGUUUCGAGAGAGAGACCUUCUGUGGUGAGAAGAGAGCGAGAGUAAAAAAGAUGAGAACACCCAAAAAGAAGAAACUGAAACUGAGUCACUCAAAGGAUCUGUGCAGUAACAAACUGGAGCGAGAGCGGGAACGGCUCCUGGAGCUGCAGCGUUCCAGCGACAGCCACCUGCUGCCCUCAGACACAUCCUUCUCGGAGCAGGAGGACUCCGAGGAUGAGGAUGCCAUCUGCCCAGCUGUGAACUGCCUCCAGCCCGAGGGGGAUGAGGUCGACUGGGUCCAGUGCGACGGCAGCUGCAACCAGUGGUUCCACCAGGUGUGCGUGGGCAUCUCCCCCGAGAUGGCAGAGAAGGAGGAUUACAUCUGCGCCAGCUGCGCCGGCAAGGACGCCCAGUGCCGCAAGUGAAACCCCCAGAAACCCUUCAGGACUUGAGUAAAGAAGGUUCCCAGUUUUCCAGUUAAGCCACAGGGGCUGGUUUAAGAACCAGAUUGCAAAUGGUGCUACUUCUAUCCUUAUGGGAUCAUUUUCCAGAACUCAGAACAAUUUUUGACACUUUUGUAUUUUCCCUUGAUCUGUUUGUGGUUGUUGAGGUUUGAGAUGCUGACUGUUUGCAGGGGUUUCCACUGAUUGGGAAGGCAUUUGACAAAUGCACCUUUAUUGUACAGCAUUCAGUUACCUCUGGGAUUUACCGACAUAUUUAAUUCAGCUUGGUUUGGGUGCAAAAACAAACAAACAAAAAAACCCCUGCACCAUGAAUUUUCCAAUAAUCCUCUUUUGAGGAAAUCCCUGUUUACUCUGUUAACUCUUUGGAGACUUUAGUUUUUUUCCACUUCGUUUUUCGUAGACUAGGUUUAUUUAUCUGAGCAAUAACUUCUAUGUCUGGUUUCAGUGACUGGAAUGACAACUGAACAGCGUGUUGCUUCUAGCAUUGGUUGAUGUACAGACAGCAAAUGUUAGAUCCUAGUGUCACUGAGGGCCCUGUGAUGUAGAAGACAGGAAAAAAAAAAUCUGUAAAGUAAUUGCCACAGCUGUAUUUUGGCUUUCUCCUUUUUUGGGUAGCUUGUAUCAAAUGUUGCAGUUUAUAUUGUGGAAUAAACCCCUGGUUAUGUUAUAAAAUUAAAUGUUGGUGUUUUUAGAGAGUUUGAAAUGAA